AUGCUUUCGACUAACUUCUGUAGUAGAUCUAUGAAUUCUUUAGAAUCAUCUUCCAAUUUAACUCUUACUUCAAUCAACUUACAUGAGAUUAUCAGGGAAAAGAUUACCACCAUGGAGAUAGAUAACAAUAAUAAUAAUAAUAAUAAUUAUAAUAGUAUUCACAAUAAGAUAUCAUCAUUACUUGAUAUUCAGUCAGCAAUGGAAUCCACAUUUGAUUCUUUGAAAUCAAUGGUCAAUGAGUAUCAACAAAAUCAACAAACAGAAGAUGAAAUAUCGAAUAGAUUCAAAGAGAUACAUGAAUUCCUUGUUGUUGAAGAGCACAAAAUAAAGAGACCGAUCAUCAACAUCAAUGAACAAUUGGUGAGACACAUCGAAAGUCAAACCAAUGUCAUGAAAUCUUUGAAUACGAUCAGUCAACAUUAUAAAGCUAUCUUUGACAGUGAUCAUUCGAAUUCUCAGUCAAAUCAAUCACCAUCAUCUUCCUCUAUCUCACCAGAUACAACCGACAGAUACCAAACGUCAACAAUCAUAACUUCGAUAGCAAAAUGUUCAAAUCACAAUGAAUUCAUUCAAAGCAAUAUUGAUACACUGUUCUGUUUCAACGAUCGGAACAACAACAAAACCAAGAUAGAUGAAUAUUCUUUAUUGAAUCUUUUUGUUGAACACAAUAAAACAUUGAAUUUAAAUGAUAUUCAACACAUCCAAUCAAAACAAUAUCAGCUGGUUGUCGAUGAUAAGCAACUUGAACUGAUUAAAAAUCAACUUCAAUCGACUUUCAAAAUGGUAGUCAAAAGUCAACUUCAUUCAACAACUCACCCACCCAAACAAACAUAUAUUUUCUCAACGGACACCGACAGCAAACUAUCGAUGAUUAAUAUCACAAAUCGAAACAACAUUCAUUUCGAACAACAGAAUAUUGAUAGUGACAAAAAAAUGUUUUAUUUCUACUCUGUUGUUACUGUUGGCAACUAUAUCUAUAGAUUUGGCUCUACCGAUUAUGCAAAAUACUCAAUCGUCGACCAAACAUUGACUGAAAUCAAAAUGAAUGAUAUUGAUUUUGGUAUUAGAUCGGUUUGUUAUGAUGGUCAAGAUCAUAUAUAUAUUGCCCCUUGGUCUAGUCCUAGUAUCUACAGAUUCAACAUCAAUCAACUAAAAUUUGAAAUUUACUAUCGAUUGGAAAAGUUAAAUUAA
Heterostelium album PN500 is the source of this 1191-nucleotide messenger RNA. RefSeq lists its product as uncharacterized. The record is from RefSeq and is a predicted model, not a curated record. The transcript is spliced from 4 exons. Lineage: Eukaryota; Evosea; Eumycetozoa; Acytosteliales; Acytosteliaceae. Bases 1 to 1191 code for a protein of 396 amino acids.